CUUGCGUCUGAUUUAGCUUUGCUUGCUGUUGUUACAUUCGUACAGUUGGUGCGAUUCGUAGUGAAGAUUAGAAAUUGGAACGAUAAUCCUUAAAUUUCAUAAAUCAAGUUAAAAAUUUAAGAUGGGUGAUCAAAAAAGUGAUGAUUUAGCAACUGCAAUAUUGCGGAAAAAAGAUAAGCCAAACAGGUUAUUAGUAGAAGAAGCAGUAAACGAUGAUAAUUCGGUCGUUGCUUUAUCAGAGCAAAAGAUGUGUGAGCUUCAACUGUUCCGAGGUGAUACAGUCUUGCUUAAAGGCAAACGCCGUAAAGAAACAGUUUGUAUUGUAUUAUCUGAUGAUACUUGCCCCAAUGAAAAAAUACGAAUGAACAGAGUUGUACGAAAUAAUUUGCGCGUUCGUUUAAGUGAUGUUGUCUCAAUUCAACCUUGUCCAAGUGUCAAAUAUGGCAAAAGAAUUCACGUUUUGCCAAUGGACGACACUGUUGAAGGACUUACUGGAAAUUUAUUUGAAGUCUACCUGAAACCAUAUUUUCUUGAAGCAUAUCGCCCAGUUUAUAAAGAUGACAAUUUUAUUGUUCGUGGAGGAAUGAGGGCUGUUGAAUUUAAAGUAGUAGAAACUGAUCCAAGUCCAUACUGUAUUGUCGCUCCCGAUACCGUUAUUCAUUGUGAAGGCGAGCCCAUUAAACGAGAGGAAGAAGAAGAAGCAUUAAAUGCAGUUGGAUAUGAUGAUAUUGGUGGUGUACGUAAGCAACUUGCACAGAUUAAAGAAAUGGUUGAACUACCUUUACGUCAUCCUUCAUUAUUCAAAGCUAUCGGAGUAAAACCACCACGUGGUAUUUUGUUAUACGGGCCACCUGGUACUGGAAAAACUCUUAUUGCACGUGCUGUCGCUAACGAAACAGGAGCAUUUUUCUUCCUCAUCAACGGCCCUGAAAUUAUGAGUAAACUUGCUGGUGAAUCAGAAAGUAAUUUACGUAAAGCUUUUGAAGAAGCAGAAAAGAAUUCACCUGCUAUUAUUUUUAUCGAUGAACUUGAUGCUAUUGCUCCUAAACGAGAAAAAACUCAUGGUGAAGUUGAGCGACGUAUUGUAUCGCAGUUAUUGACAUUGAUGGACGGUAUGAAACAAAGUUCACACGUUAUUGUGAUGGCUGCUACUAAUCGUCCAAACAGUAUUGAUGGAGCUUUACGUCGUUUCGGUCGUUUUGACAGAGAAAUUGAUAUUGGAAUUCCCGAUGCCACUGGCCGUCUUGAAAUUUUGCGUAUUCAUACCAAAAAUAUGAAACUUGCUGACGAUGUAGAAUUAGAGCAAAUUGCUGCUGAAACUCAUGGACAUGUAGGUGCUGAUUUAGCUUCAUUAUGUUCCGAGGCUGCUUUACAACAAAUACGUGAAAAAAUGGAUUUAAUCGAUUUGGAAGAUGAUCAGAUUGAUGCGGAAGUUUUAGCUUCUUUAGCUGUUACGAUGGAUAACUUUAAAUAUGCAAUGACUAAAAGCAGUCCUAGUGCUUUACGUGAAACAAUCGUUGAAGUGCCCACAGUUACAUGGGAUGAUGUUGGUGGUCUUCAAAAUGUUAAGAAGGAAUUACAGGAACUUGUUCAAUAUCCUGUUGAACAUCCAGACAAAUUCUUGAAAUUUGGUAUGCAACCAUCAAGAGGUGUAUUGUUCUAUGGACCACCUGGUUGUGGUAAAACAUUAUUGGCUAAAGCAAUUGCCAAUGAAUGUCAAGCAAAUUUUAUUUCUGUCAAAGGACCAGAAUUAUUGACUAUGUGGUUCGGGGAAUCUGAAGCUAAUGUCAGAGAUGUAUUUGAUAAGGCAAGAUCAGCUGCACCUUGUGUAUUAUUCUUUGAUGAGUUAGAUUCAAUUGCUAAAUCUCGAGGAGGAUCAGUUGGUGAUGGUGGUGGAUCAGCUGAUCGUGUAAUAAAUCAAAUUUUAACUGAAAUGGAUGGCAUGGGUGCCAAAAAGAAUGUUUUUAUUAUUGGUGCUACAAAUCGUCCGGAUAUUAUUGAUCCUGCUAUUCUUCGUCCGGGUCGUCUUGAUCAAUUGAUCUAUAUUCCAUUACCGGAUGAAAAAUCACGUGAAGCCAUCUUUAGAGCUAAUUUACGAAAAUCUCCUGUAGCAUCAGAUGUGGACUUAUCAUAUAUUGCUAAAGUAACUCAUGGAUUUUCUGGUGCCGAUUUGACAGAAAUUUGUCAACGUGCCUGUAAAUUAGCUAUUAGACAGUGCAUCGAAGCAGAAAUACGUAGAGAAAAGGAUCGUAUGAAUAAUCCUUCAGUUUCCAUGGAUACGGAUGAAGAUGAUCCAGUACCCGAAAUAACAAGAGCUCACUUUGAAGAAGCAAUGCGAUUUGCUCGACGUUCGGUUUCAGAUAAUGAUAUUCGAAAGUAUGAAAUGUUCGCACAAACACUUCAACAAUCUCGAGGUUUCGGCACCAAUUUCAGAUUUCCUCAAAGUUCAACAGGUGGUGCCCAAGAUACCACGCAGGGUGAUCAAGCUUUCCAAGAUGAUGGUGAUGACGAUCUCUAUAGUUAAGUCUUCGCUUUUGUGUAUUUCAUCACAGUGAGUUCACUACGAAAGGGCCUGUCUUACUAUAUCUUUUGUGUAAACUUUACACAUUCAUUAUUUUUAACGAAUUAAACAAUUUAUGAAAAGAAAAA
Chelonus insularis is the source of this 2649-nucleotide messenger RNA. It is a transcript of the gene TER94, whose product is annotated as Transitional endoplasmic reticulum ATPase TER94. The record is from RefSeq and is a predicted model, not a curated record. Gene Ontology annotation, molecular function: polyubiquitin modification-dependent protein binding; ATP binding; ATP hydrolysis activity. The transcript is spliced from 7 exons. Gene Ontology annotation, biological process: autophagosome maturation; mitotic spindle disassembly; retrograde protein transport, ER to cytosol. Gene Ontology annotation, cellular component: cytosol; nucleus; VCP-NPL4-UFD1 AAA ATPase complex. Bases 122 to 2524 code for a protein of 800 amino acids. NCBI's taxonomy places the organism in Eukaryota, Metazoa, Arthropoda, Insecta, Hymenoptera, Braconidae.